AUGACAGAAGGUGCCCCAUUCGAACUUUCAAGCGUUGCAGAGAUCGAUGGCCUGAUUGCAAAUGGGACGUUCAAAAUCGUCCACCGAGACGAUGUGAACCUCAGAGAUCUCCACAUUUUCAACUCCCGCUUAGUUAAUGAGAUCAAGGGGAAGAAUGAGAUCCCAUAUAAGAAAUCACACCUAGUCAUCCAAGGAUAUAAUGACGCUGGGAAAGCUGGGAUCCUGACCCAAGCGCCAAUAAUUCAAUGGGCCAGCCAGAGACUGUUAAUAUCCCUUAUCCCCACUUUGCUGAGUAUGGAUAUGGUUGUGGAGAUCCGUGAUAUCACACAAGUGUACACACAGGCCAAGACAAAGUUGCAACGUAUUAUUGUUACCAACCUGUCUAAAGAAAUAAGGGGUAAAUAUCCACCAGGCUCACUACUGUUGGUAGAAGGAGCUUUGUAUGGCAUUCCUGAAGCUAGCGUUCAUUGGUUUGGCACCUACCAUGAGCAUUAUAAGGUGAAAAUAGACAUGGAGACUUCUACGUACGAUCCAUGUCUACUCGUGACAAAACCAGGCGCUGAGAGCUUUGGCCUGGUGGGCAUGCAGACUGAUGACAUACUCAUCAUCGCAACAGAAAAGUUUGCCAGGGGUGAGGAGCGAGCACUACAGGAAGUGGGAUUCAAAGCCAAACCCAAAACCCAAUUAUCGCAGGAUACUCCUUUAGAAUUCAAUGGCGCAAGGAUUAUUUUAGAAUCGCGCGCAGAACAAGCUGAGAAUCCCGAACGAGGUCUUAGAUUCAUCCCCCUCGAUUUGAUAAAGGCAAAGAUCAUAAUCUUUACAGAUGGAUCCUUUGUGAAUAACCGAGAUUUGACUUCCCAGAUUGGUUUUCUAAUCGCUAUGGUUAACGAAGACUUUUCUGAGGAAGGACGCUUUAUUGCCACCGGUAACAUAAUCCAUUGGGCUUUGUCAAAGUGCAAGCGUGUAACCCGGAGCGUUCUCGCCUCGGAGAUCUAUGGGUUAACAACUGGAUUUGACCAUGGAAUUACAUUGGCAAGUAUCAUCAAGAUGAUCAUGGACCACCUCAAUUUACCUACAAUCCUAGUUGUGGUUUGCACCAAUAGCUACUCGCUAUAUGAGUGCCUCGUCAAGUUAGGAACCACAAAGGAAAAGCGCCUCAUAAUCGACCUUAUAGCGCUCCAUCAGUCAUACAAGAAACGGGAAAUAGAUGAAAUCCGCUAG
This is a messenger RNA of Talaromyces stipitatus ATCC 10500, 1221 nucleotides long. RefSeq lists its product as uncharacterized. The coding region runs from base 1 to 1221 and encodes 406 amino acids. NCBI's taxonomy places the organism in Eukaryota, Fungi, Ascomycota, Eurotiomycetes, Eurotiales, Trichocomaceae. The transcript is spliced from 3 exons. The record is from RefSeq and is a predicted model, not a curated record.